Messenger RNA from Gracilinanus agilis (Agile Gracile Mouse Opossum), 2162 nucleotides. It is a transcript of the gene RDH10, whose product is annotated as retinol dehydrogenase 10. The transcript is spliced from 5 exons. Lineage: Eukaryota; Metazoa; Chordata; Mammalia; Didelphimorphia; Didelphidae. The record is from RefSeq and is a predicted model, not a curated record. Bases 22 to 822 code for a protein of 266 amino acids. Gene Ontology annotation, cellular component: lipid droplet. Gene Ontology annotation, molecular function: oxidoreductase activity, acting on the CH-OH group of donors, NAD or NADP as acceptor.
GUGAUCAUUUAUCAGAUUACCAUGCAAGUCACUUUUCCCCCCUCCUUGUUCCAUUCUUCUCCCUCAUCUGUAUUCCUGAAAACAGCUGGAAAUGGUGAGGAGGAAGUUCUACCUCCCUGCAACUUACAGGUUUUUACCUACACCUGUGAUGUGGGAAAGAGAGAAAAUGUCUACCUGACAGCUGAAAGAGUCCGGAAGGAAGUUGGAGAAGUCUCAGUCCUGGUUAAUAAUGCUGGUGUGGUCUCUGGGCAUCAUCUCUUGGAAUGCCCUGAUGAGCUUAUUGAAAGAACCAUGAUGGUCAAUUGCCAUGCACAUUUUUGGACCACUAAAGCUUUUCUUCCUACAAUGCUGGAGAUAAAUCAUGGUCACAUUGUGACAGUUGCAAGUUCCCUAGGAUUGUUCAGUACUGCUGGAGUUGAGGAUUACUGUGCCAGCAAAUUUGGAGUUGUGGGUUUUCAUGAGUCCCUGAGCCAUGAGCUAAAGGCUGCUGAAAAGGAUGGAAUUAAAACAACAUUAGUUUGUCCUUACCUUGUAGAUACUGGCAUGUUCAGGGGCUGCAGAAUCAGGAAAGAAAUUGAGCCUUUUCUGCCACCUUUAAAACCAGAUUAUUGUGUGAAACAGGCCAUGAAGGCCAUCCUCACAGACCAGCCCAUGAUCUGCACCCCUCGCCUUAUGUACAUUGUCACUUUCAUGAAGAGUAUUCUACCUUUUGAAGCAGUCGUCUGCAUGUAUCGGUUCCUAGGGGCAGACAAGUGUAUGUACCCCUUCAUUGCGCAAAGAAAACAAGCUACAAACAAUAAUGAAGCUAAAAAUGGAAUUUAAGAAUCUUUUGUCCAUAUUGUCACUUGGAGCUGAAGAAGAUCAAAAUGUUUUAAGGUGAUGCACGUCAGCAUCUGCCAUGACAUUUUCUGGAUCCUAAGCCUGUGCGAACUUUUACAAUUCAAACAUGGUUUUUGGUUGUUGUUGUUUUUUUAAUAGACUGUAAAUUAAUUGACUAGAGUACUUGGAAAAUGUGAUAGGCAAAAGUGAACUUAAGUAGCUGCCAACAGUGUCCUUUAGCUAGGACAUUAAAACAGUCAAAUUUUUUUUUUUAAUAGAAAUGCAUUGUGUGCUAUCUUCAGACUAUCAUUGUUGUUGAAAAUGAAGAAAAAGUCUAGAGAUAGUAACUUUGGUGUAUUUCGGGUGUGGUUUUUAUUUUUUUCUUCAAAAUUUCUCCAGGAUUUAUAAAUUCAUGCAAUUGAGAACUCCUUCCAGCCAACUUUUUGCAAUUUAAAAGAAUGAUGGCAGUACUAUUCUCCUUACUUGUAGUCAUUAGCUCCAAUUUGCAAAGGUAAUGGCUGGGCCGUUUUCAUGUAUGCAUGUAUCUUCAGCUAUUUGAAAAAACAAUUUUUAAAUCUCCACCUAGUCAAAGCUAAAAUAAUGUUCUUAAGUAUUAUGGUAGAAAGGUGAACAGGUCUCUUCUUUUAAAAGUGUCAAUAAAUUUUCCAAGCCUAAUUCCCAAUUUUAUAUUUGAAACACUUUAUUAGGUAUCUAUCUAUCCAUCACUCUGGAGACCUAGCUCUUUAAGAAAACUUUGCAUUUUUCUACCAUUGAAUUUUGCUGCAUAAAGUGUCCUUCCCCCAGGAAGUUGCUGUAUUUAUAUUUCUUUACCUGGAUUCAUGCCUAAAGUAUGUAGCAGCUCAUCAAAGCAACAGUUUAUAUAAAAUUCCCACUUUUGUGCCAACUUCGAUUAGUAAGGGAAAAAAAAAACCUUACUCCAUGGAGUGUGAAAGGGUGUAAAGAUUCUUCAGAAGUUUUAUUCAAAUAGUAGAACAGCAGAUGACAUUUUUACAGUAUUUUUUUGUAAAGCAAACUAUUUUGUGCCUUGAAUUUGGUAUCUGUGUAUUAGUGAAACAUUGUAAAAGUGAACUUCUACCUCUGUAUCUAAAUGUGUACCAUUCACUUGUAAAUUACUAUAAACUAUUCUGUGAUUACUUUUUUAGAAUGUCUCGUUUAAAUAGUGACCAAUGUCUAUGGCUAUAAAGAGAGCCAUCUUUUAUUAAAUGAUUGGGAAGUUUUGUAAAAGACUGAUUAAAUCAAAAGAACUAACUUCCAGAUUACAGAUUGUAUGCCUGCCAAUGAUUAGCCAUGCUGUUGGGAAACACUGUCUUUUUGCACACCAA